AUGGUUCAGUCGGACCCAGAGUUAGAAAAGAAAACGUAUCAUGUUAAGGAAAAAGAUUAUUUUUAUAAUCACCAACUGAAGAACAUGUUCCAGCCGGACCCAGAGUUAGAAAAGAAAGUGUAUCAUGUUAAGGAAAAAGAAUAUUUUUGUAAUCUCCUUCUAAAGAACAUGUUCCAGCCGGACCAAGAGUUAGAAAAGAAAGUGUAUCAUGUUAAGGAAAAAGAAUAUUUUCAUAAUCAUCAACUGAAGAACAUGGUUCAGUCGGACCCAGAAUUAGAAAAGAAAGUGUAUCAUGUUAAGGAAAAAGAAUAUUUUUAUAAUCACCAACUGAACAACAUGUUUCAGUCGGACCUAGAGUUAGAAAAGAAAGUGUAUCAUGUUAAGGAAAAAGAAUAUUUUUGUAAUCUCCUUCUAAAGAACAUGUUCCAGCCGGACCCAGAGUUAGAAAAGAAAGUGUAUCGUGUUAAGGAAAAAGAAUAUUUUUAUAAUCAUCAACUGAAGAACAUGGUUCAGUCGGACCCAGAAUUAGAAAAGAAAGUGUAUCAUGUUAAGGAAAAAGAAUAUUUUUAUAAUCAAUGUUGCAUCUGA
Molecule: messenger RNA, 588 nt
Organism: Teleopsis dalmanni
Lineage: Eukaryota; Metazoa; Arthropoda; Insecta; Diptera; Diopsidae
Product: trichohyalin-like
Exons: 1
Coding region: 1-588 (195 amino acids)
Source: RefSeq, a predicted model, not a curated record